This is a messenger RNA of Blepharisma stoltei, 351 nucleotides long. The record is from the annotation of a GenBank genome assembly. Lineage: Eukaryota; Ciliophora; Heterotrichea; Heterotrichida; Blepharismidae.
AUGUUUAGAUAUAAGGAAGAAAAGACCUUGGAUGAAAGAAAGCACGAGACCGAGAAAAUUCAAAGCAGAUGGCCAGAAAAAAUCCCAAUUAUACUAGAAAAAGACUCAAGAUGCACUCUUGAGGCUUUGCCUAAAAGUAAGUUCUUGUGCUCGAAUGAUUUUACAGUUCAACAGUUUACAGCAAGCAUCCGUAAAAAAUUGAACCUCGAUAAAAGUGCUGGUGUUUUUAUAUUCAUAGGUGGAAAGGAACUUUUAUCUGGUGAAGCUCUGAUGAGAGAAGUUUAUCAACAAAAAAAAGAUGAAGACGGAUUUCUUUAUAUGCUUUAUUCUGAGCAUGAAGUUUUGGGAUAG